AUGGCGGCGGUAAGGGUGACCGCGCCGGCGUCUUAUCACCAACCCUCCCGCAAAGGCAAGAAGGCGUGGCGGAAGAAUGUGGACAUCACCGAAGUGCAAUCCGGGCUGGAGAACGUGCGGGAGGAGAUAAUCAGAGGAGGGGUGGUGGCGGAGAAAGAGGCCGACCAACUCUUCGCUACGGACUUGGUCGGCGAUGCGGAGAUUGAGAAGAAGCAGAAGCCGCGGAAGUUGCUGAAAAGCGAGCAAAUCCUCGGGCAACGAAGCGCAGUUCCUGGGCUGGAGGGGCGGAAGAGGAAGGCCAACGAUCCCCCCCUCGCCCCGUCUGAAGGGAGGAAGAAGUACAAGAGCGGCGGCUACGUCUCGCACAAAGACCUCCAGCGUCUCCGCAGCGUAGCAGACAAUGCCGCAGGCGGUGUCACCAUCGAAGAACCAUCCACCUUCCACGACCCAUGGGCGGAGACGACCGAAGUCACCCAAGACCCAACACUCACCUACCUCGACCCCCCCAUCCCGACCCGCGAACCACGCACCCUCAAACACGCCCCCCUCCCCCUCUCCGCAACCGGCAAACCCUACCCCUCCGUCCCCAAACCCGCAGCCGGGAAAUCCUACAACCCCCUCGUGACCGACUGGUCCGCCCUCCUCACACACCAAGGCGAGCUAGCCGUCGACGCAGAAAAACGCCGCCUUGCGCUCGAAGCGGCAGAAGCGGAACAAACUGCUCGCGCGCAGGCGGAGGCGGAAAAGGUGGAUGCGCAAGACCGAGAUGAUGCGUACGGGACGGAUUAUGAGAGUGCGUGGGAGAGCGAGUGGGAUGGUAUUCAAUCUGGUGGUGAGGGUGAGGAUGGGGAGGUGCAUCAUGUGGCUAAGCAGCCGCGACGCAAAACCCCCGCGGAGCGGAACAAAGUGAAGGCGAGGAAAGAGCGGGAGGCGAGGGAGAAGUGGGAGCGGAAGCAGAGGGAACGUGAUGAGCAAGAAAAGAGGAUUGCGGUGAUCGCCAAGGAGAUGGCUGCCCGUGAUCGAGCGAAGAAGACGUCACGUCCUGCUCUAACUGCCGCGGACUCAUCCGCCUCAGUCUCAGACAACGGAGACAGGGAAGAAGAGGAAGUGAUGUUCCAACGCCGUCGCUUCGGCCAAAACCCCCUCCCCGACGCCCCACUCGAGGUCGUGCUACCGGAUGAACUGCAAGAUUCACUCCUACGCCUCAAACCCGAGGGGAAUCUGUUGACGGACCGCUAUCGCAAUUUGCUGGUCAAUGGCAAAGUGGAGGUGCGGAAGAAGGUGUGGCAGCGGCGGCAGCGGAGGACGGAGCGGACGGAGAAGUGGAGUUAUAAGGAUUGGAAGUUGAGGUAG
Molecule: messenger RNA, 1353 nt
Organism: Baudoinia panamericana UAMH 10762
Lineage: Eukaryota; Fungi; Ascomycota; Dothideomycetes; Mycosphaerellales; Teratosphaeriaceae
Exons: 2
Coding region: 1-1353 (450 amino acids)
Biological process (GO): rRNA processing; ribosomal large subunit assembly
Cellular component (GO): nucleolus
Molecular function (GO): 5S rRNA binding
Source: RefSeq, a predicted model, not a curated record